AUGGCUGCAUCACUCUUCCAGCUCCCUGAUGAGCUCCUAUUAGCUCCCGUCCUGCAAACCUACCCUUGCCGCGACCACCAGAUCCACACCCUCGCAACAUUGCUCUACCCGUCAGCAGCCCCCUGCCGAACACUCACGAUCCACGGCGUAGAGUCAACCGGCAAAUCCGCCAUCACAGCCUCUCUGCUGGCCUCUCUUGCGAGACCAACGCCAAACCUACGAUAUGCCUUUGUCAAUGCGUCCCAGUGUAUCACCGCGCGUCACCUCUUCGAGUCCAUCGUCAUGUCGAUAGCAGAGGCCUUGGACUGGCCGCAAGAAGAUACUGCGAUUCGAUGCGAAACCUUGGCGCAAUUGGACGUGGAGCUGGUCCGGAUGUUGAAAUACCCCAAACGAGAGGACAACUUUCGCUUCGUCCUGGUGCUCGAUGCGAUAGACCGGGCCAGAGAUGCGCCAUCGUCCAUGCUCCCCGGCCUCGCUCGCCUGUCUGAGAUUAUUCCAUGCCUCACGACGGCAUUUAUCCUCACAGCACCUCUACCGCUGAGGACGUCCUCCUUCACGCCAAGUGUACAUUUUCCACCAUACACAAAGCCCGACUAUCUCCGCAUUCUCGCCUUGACGCCACCGACAGAGCCAACACACAAUGCGACCAUGGAGGAAACACUCGCCCUGUGGCCAAGAUUCUGCGCAGCGGUGCACGAUGCGCUCGUACAGUCAGCAGCUCGCUCGCUGCCAAGCUUCAAGCGAGCGUGUGAGACCCUUUGGCCGAGGUUCAUUGCCCCUAUCGAGAAGGGCACAUACGAGGCGAAAGAGUUCUCCAAGCUCCUCGUCGCAGCAAGGACACACUUCCAGGACGAGUCAGUGCUAAACCCCAGCAUCAUCUCCGUCGCACCCUCCUCCAAAACCACCUCGACGGACCUGUCCACCCUGCUGCCUCGCACGGCGCGGAUACUGCUGCUCUGUGCCUAUCUCGCCUCGCACAAUGCCCCUAAGCAUGACCUGACGCUCUUCUCCACACACCACCAGGGUGGUCGUCGAAGACGGCGGGUAGCCCCGACAAUAGCCUCCAACAAGCACCGCAAAAUCGCGAGGAAGCUGCUCGGCGCCCAUGCCUUUGUCCUCGAGCGCAUGAUGGCCAUUUACGCGGCUGUGAAGAGUGAAUGGACAGAGGAUCCUCGAGUGGCAGCUGUAGAUGCCGACGUGGGCAUGGCAAUGGCUACGCUCACCAGUCUCAGACUGCUCACGCGUGUUGGCACGGGCGACGUGAUGGACCGCGGUGGCAAGUGGAGGAUUAGCGUGGGCUGGGAGAUCAUCCGAGGGGUCGGGAGAAGUAUAGGCGUCGAGCUAGACGAGUGGUUGAUAGAGUGA
Emericellopsis atlantica is the source of this 1365-nucleotide messenger RNA. RefSeq names its product origin recognition complex subunit Orc5. The transcript is spliced from 3 exons. NCBI's taxonomy places the organism in Eukaryota, Fungi, Ascomycota, Sordariomycetes, Hypocreales, Bionectriaceae. Gene Ontology annotation, cellular component: nucleus; nuclear origin of replication recognition complex. Gene Ontology annotation, biological process: DNA replication initiation; DNA replication. Gene Ontology annotation, molecular function: DNA replication origin binding. The coding region runs from base 1 to 1365 and encodes 454 amino acids. The record is from RefSeq and is a predicted model, not a curated record.